AUGUCAGAAGAAGUUGUUUCUCAUGCCCUUGAAACCAUUAUUGAAGAAGAACAUGUUGCACCAAAAGUUGAAAAAGUUAAUGACACAGAUUCUCAUAAUUAUCCCAAAGAAUAUAAGGAACUAUCAAGUCACCUAGUUUAUGAGUUACCUAAUGAGAAGAACCAGUUGGCAUGUAUUUCUGAUUAUGAAUGCCAAAAUCCCAUGAACAUUGUGGUUGAAUGGGCUUAUAGUUUAACCAUAUCUGCGUUUUGUAGGCUCUGUUGCGGUGCUACUUUUAUGUUUGCUGUCUAUACAUCUAGCCAUUAUGGUCUAGAUUCAGGAUUCUACAUGUCAUCUUUUACAGCAACAAUUUUCGUUGUUUCCCUUGUCACUCUUGGAGUUUUACUUAUUACUUUGCUGGUUUCUUUGGUGAUUAUGCUGCAAUCAUGUCAAAGUAAAAGUACUGGAGUUAUUGAACUUGUGAAUAUGAAUAAUUACUACAGUUAUUGCAGGGUGUAUUCUCUGCAUGCUGAGAUCAAUAGGUUAGAGAGAUAUGAUCUUCCAAACAUAUGUAGAGAUCUGACUAUACAUUAUAUCAAAGGAGGGCAUUAUGCCAAAGAGUUGAAUUUAAUUGUGUCUAUGAUCGAUGAUUACUUCAAGAAUCUGAGACCUUCAGACAAUGGUUUGGAUGUGGUGUUGUUGGAUAUAGAUGAUAUUGUUCCUCCAAAUUCGUAUCAGAGGUUUCAUAGGGACGGCAUUAGCAACUGUGUCAAAGAGGCAAAACAUGUAAAGCUCAUGUUUGUUUUAAGAUUAUACAUGAACCUUCAAACUGAUGGGUGGCCUAUAAUUUUGGUAUCAAGAGAACCUGAAACGUACCAAAAUGUCACCAUUAAUCAUCUUGUUUCUGCAGGAUUUAGAGGUUGGUCUUCCUUGAUGAUGAGAACAGAAGAUUCAGAGUCUACUAAAGGAAAUGAGUACUUUUCUAUGUAA
Molecule: messenger RNA, 969 nt
Organism: Vicia faba (fava bean)
Lineage: Eukaryota; Viridiplantae; Streptophyta; Magnoliopsida; Fabales; Fabaceae
Source: the annotation of a GenBank genome assembly